This is a messenger RNA of Ceraceosorus guamensis, 1932 nucleotides long. RefSeq lists its product as hypothetical. The coding region runs from base 1 to 1932 and encodes 643 amino acids. The transcript has 5 exons. The record is from RefSeq and is a predicted model, not a curated record. Gene Ontology annotation, biological process: proton transmembrane transport. Gene Ontology annotation, cellular component: membrane. Lineage: Eukaryota; Fungi; Basidiomycota; Exobasidiomycetes; Ceraceosorales; Ceraceosoraceae. Gene Ontology annotation, molecular function: antiporter activity.
AUGGACGCUCUACCUUACACGGAGCCCGAUUGGGUGCUCCUCUUGAUCAUCGCCGCUUUCAUCGUUGGAUUGAGUCUGCUUCACUGGGCCCUCUCGGCCACGCUGUAUGCGGGCUUGUUGGGCCAAUUGCUACUUGGCGCAGUCUUUGGCACGCCUCUGCUGCGUCUUUUGCCGCAAACGUUUGAGCAUACGGCACAGCAGCUUGGAUACGUUGGCCUGCUCCUCCUCAUUGCGCGAGGAGGCAGCGAGACGCGUCUGGAUGUGCUCUCGCAGCCUCGCAACUUGCUCCUCUCCAUCCUCGUAGGACUGACAGGCAUAGGUCUCCCCAUCGGUCUCAGCUUUGCUCUGCUCACUUCGCCUGCGUACGGCUACUCGACGCUCCAGGCAUUCUCGACGGGCGCCGCGCUCAGUGCGACCAGCCUCGGUACCGUCUUUGCAGUGUUGGAAGCGCUUUCACAGAGUCUCAAGAGCGAGGAAUCCACCCCUGACCAGUGUGGUCAUCUUGAACAGACGGCACCAAAAGAUCACGCUCUGAUCCAAGAAAUUGGCGCGCUAGCAUCUGGCAAUGAAGAUACAGCGAUCCAUGGCGGCCCAUCUGCUGCAUCGCCUGCGGCGAUCAAUACCGCGCAGGGCGACGCGGCCCACAAAUCAUCUGCUCCGCGUUGCGAGCCAAAGCAAACGUCCCAGCUGGGUAACUCGCGCAUCGUCUCCAUUCUCGUCAGCGCCGCAUUGCUGGACGACGUCAUCGGACUAGUGUUGGCCAGCGUCGUGACGAGCUUGGGUCAUGCAGAGAGCGCCGAGGCAGCGCCCUCUACAUCCCGUUGGCCUCUUGCUCGUCCCGUCGUCGCGAGCUUUGCACUGAUACUGGUGACUGUGAUCGUCUGUCGUCUGGUAGCCUGCGUAGCAUUACUGCUGGCGAGGCGCUCAAAGCGGAGCCGUUCCGAGGUACAAGCGACGCGCACGCAUCGAAUCCUCCUGAACUUUGUCAAGACCCACGCAUCGUCCAUCUCUUCAUUGCUUCUGAUCGCUUGCAUCUGCUCAUUUGUAGCCAUCGCUCAUGUCAGUGGCAGCACGAUGCUGCUGGGCGCUUUCUGUGCAGGAGCAAGCACAACUUGGCUUCAUUCGCGUCUCGUCGAGAUUCGGAGGACCGUCGCCGAAGAACACGUCACGAUCAACUCCACCGUCACUGCGAGCUUGCCGAAUCAACUCGAGCCAGGAAAAGCCUGGGCCAAGCUGGAGGAGAUUACAGCAUACAUCCUGGUACCAUUCUUCUUUUCCUCUAUUGGCAUGGCUAUCCCAGUCAGGCAGCUCUUUACCCCGUCAGUCGUCUGGAAAGGCUGGGUUUACGCAUGUGUCAUGGCAUUUGCAAAGGUGCUUCCUGGACUAUGGAUCUUGCUUGCCCAACGCUUGGAAGGUGCUCUGAGUAGACGUGUCGAGGCGCCAAAUCACGUCACGCGCACAUCACCCCCACAGGCGACAUUUCGUCCGGGAGCAGAGCGGUUAGGAGAGGCUAGCGAUAGCAUCGCGCUCGACGUCGAAUUGAGGGCUGCGUCGCAGGACUUUACUGCUCGAGCGUCAGUCGUCCCCUCCGAUGGUGCUGUCCGAUCGGCUUGGCGACCUGCACUCCUCUUGGGUCUGUGUUUGGUCAGUCGAGGGGAAGUCGGUUUCAUCAUCAUCAACCUCGCAAGAGAGGCCGGCAUUUUGCCAGCAUCGUCGCCGCAAGGCAACGACGCUUUCAACAUUGGUAUCUGGGCCAUCGUCCUGAACACUCUUUUCGGCCCGCUUGCGGUUGGAUUUUUCCUCAAGUCGAAGAUGACGACCAAAGCGAACGAUCGCACACGUCUGCAUCGGUCAAGCCAAGACGAGAAUGCUCGCGAAACACGGAGCAGCGUGGCCCAAAGCAUCUUGCGAGGACCUUGGGGUGCUGCUUGA